AUGAACUGGCAUGGGCAAUAUACUUGUCUUCCUAAAAGUACUAGAACGCACAAGGAAGUCUCAAGCAAGUUUACUUUAAGGUCUGCAACUUCUUCUCAAGCUUUAGUCUUGCUUUUAUCAAACUUUCCUUCUCAAAGGCGUCAAGUCGCAAAGAGAGCUUUCAUUCUAUUUGUUGAUAUGGAUGGUUUUGGUGUUUCUCCUCCUUGUCGUUCCUCUAUUUGUGAGAAAUACGACGUCUUUCUCAGUUUUAGAGGUGAAGACACGCGCGAUAAUUUCACAAGUCAUCUUUAUGCUGCUUUGAAACGAAAGCAGAUUAAGACUUAUAUCGAUGAGGAGAUCCUUCAGAAAGGAGACGACAUCAAUCUCGCACUUCCUGAAGCAAUUCAGAAGUCAAAUAUUGCAAUAAUCAUUUUCUCAGAAGAUUACGCUUCUUCAACCUGGCCUGACACUAAGUUAAUUGAAGAAGUUGUUGAAGACGUGUUGAAAAAAUUGCAAAGUACUGUCUUGUCAAGUGCUGAUGCUUUGAAGGGCAUGAUUGGAAUGGAAGAACGCUGUGAACAGCUUGAAUCGCUAUUAAGUAUUGGGUCAGCAAAUACUCGCAUAAUAAGCUUGUUUGGAAUGGGUGGCAUAGGCAAAACAACCCUUGCCAAUGCAGUAUAUGGUCGAAUCUUUUCUCACUUUGAAAGUUGUUGCUUUCUCAAAAAUGUUAGGGAAGAAUCAGAGAGAGUAUAUGAUGGAUUAGAGGAAUUACGAAAGAAGCUCUUCGCUAAGUUGUUGGGGGAAAAAACAGUUGAUUUGGAAACGCCAUCUUCGCUAGAAAUCAUCAAAAUGAGGCUCAGGAAAAUAAGGGUUCUUAUUGUUUUGGAUGAUGUAAGUAAAUCAAAGCAGUUAGAGCAUUUAGUCGGUGAUGGUGACUGUUUUGCGUCUGGUAGUAGGAUUCUCCUGACGACAAGAGAGCAAAAGGUCCUUAGGACGAUUAGACGUAACAAUGGGGUCGAAACACAUGAGGACGAGGUGAAGCAGUUGAGUGAUAGUGAAGCUCUUGAUCUUUUUAAUUUUACUGCUUUUGAUGAAAGAAAGCCUCCAUCAGAAUACGUGGAACUAUCAAAAGAGGCAGUCCGUUAUGCUGGAUGCAUUCCGCUAGCUAUUAAAGUUGUGGGUUCUGAGCUUCGUUCGCUUCGUGAACCCAACGAAAAAAAAUGGGAAAAGGCCUUGAAGAUAUUUAAAAUGUCCCCUCCUACUGAUAUUAGCGAGGGAUAG
Molecule: messenger RNA, 1260 nt
Organism: Morus notabilis
Lineage: Eukaryota; Viridiplantae; Streptophyta; Magnoliopsida; Rosales; Moraceae
Product: disease resistance-like protein DSC1
Exons: 3
Coding region: 1-1260 (419 amino acids)
Biological process (GO): signal transduction; defense response
Molecular function (GO): ADP binding
Source: RefSeq, a predicted model, not a curated record